AUGAUGGAUGCCCGCGCGUCCUCUGCUACCGCUUUCAACUCUCUGCCCAUAGAGCUCAACAAGGCCAUAGCUCAUGGGCUUGAGUCCGACAAGGACAUCGCUACCUAUCGUCUUGUAUGCCAAGCUACGAAUAAUGCCAUCGAUGCAGAUAACAAGUCCUUCUGGCGCGCUCGAUUCCGUAGAAGCUUUGUUCUUCAAGCAGACAAGACGAAUGGCGAGCUGCAGAAGCUCUACCAGCGUCGUUCGAAGCUGCUCCGCCGCGGCAGGGGCUAUACUUUCUUUUUCGGUAAUGACGCCCAUGAGCAGAAGGUCACAGAGGUGUUGCGAGACCUAAUUGUUGAUUCCUUUAAAGAGCCUCCAGAGAGAGAUGAACAAGGCCGUCUCCAUUGCAAGAAUCAGGAACGCCUGCGAGAGUUCAUUCUCAAUUCGAGAAUUCUUAUCCAGGACCGCCGUGUACCUCCUGCUAGUGAAGAAAAGUGCGAAUGGCUCGAUGAAACGCUGAUUGCGGUCAAGCUCAUGUGCGCGCAUUUUCUGUUUGAAUUUGAAGGUAUCAAACACCAGAUCUUUGCCUUUGAGGAGUCUCAGCGCGCUGUCUACAAACCUAGUGCCCAAGCUAGGAUUUUCAGGGGUGGCGAUAUGAACUAUAUCAAUUUCGAUUGGCUAGGUCAUUGUCUAGACUUCUUCCGUCAUCAUAUGAUGAGCGAAGAAGCAUACACUCUUUUUGAGAACAUUAGCGAGCUUCCGGCGACACAGAAGCCGUCAGCAUGGCGCGAGAGUCUCAAAUUGGGGGCGCGGCCACUGAGUAGGCACUGGAAAGGCACUUACUCUUUCCUCGACGCUCCAGAGAUAGCCCAGCUUCGUCGGCUCACCCCUGCAGAGUAUAGCAGUCACUACUUCAUUGACAAGAAUGUCGACGAGGGUAAGAUCCAGUCACUCGAACUAGAAUUUGUCCCCAAGGGUAAGCAGAUGAAGUGGCCCCAAAUUUUCGAAGAUCGCUUGCAUUCGCUUGAUAACUCACAUGAGGCGCGCAAGAGACCCCAGGGUAAGGGCAAGGCUAGAAUCAGGGAUCGCAACGGCGAGAACAUCCAGUUUGUCGGCACCGGCGAAGACCUAGAAGAUGACUUCAAUGCGAUAGGAUGGCUGAACCCUCUACCAGCACAAAAGGGCAUUCCAGGCUGGCAGCGAAUUACAUUCAUGAAGCAUUUCAUGGAGAACUUUGACGAGGUAGAGCAAGACAAUCUGUGGGCCUACGAGGGCAUUGUGUUGCCCGGUGGUCGAAUGAUUCUCGGGCGGUGGUGGUAUGCAUCAGAGCAAGUUGAUUUCAAUCAAGACUACAACGGACCUUUUAUCCUUUGGGCAGUGGAUCCCGAACCCGACUCCGAAGCUAGCGUUGAUGUGGAUGGGGAGUCUGCUGAUGAUGCAGCUGAUGAGGAAUGA
Messenger RNA from Plenodomus lingam JN3, 1437 nucleotides. RefSeq lists its product as uncharacterized. The record is from RefSeq and is a predicted model, not a curated record. NCBI's taxonomy places the organism in Eukaryota, Fungi, Ascomycota, Dothideomycetes, Pleosporales, Leptosphaeriaceae.